Molecule: messenger RNA, 585 nt
Organism: Haemonchus placei
Lineage: Eukaryota; Metazoa; Nematoda; Chromadorea; Rhabditida; Trichostrongylidae
Source: the annotation of a GenBank genome assembly
AUGCAGCGCACUUUACGAGGUGCAUGUCAAUAUGUCUGUAGUACGCCAAGGGUCGGAUCUGAGGACCAAGAAUUUGCUCCACCUCCAACAGAUCCCGAUUCUUCCUACUCAAUAUCAACUCUAAAGAUCAUGGAGAGGGCAGACAUAUUGAUGUUUCCGGCGCCAUUGCUUGUUUCUGCUAUUAGUUUAGGACUUACGAUAUGUGGCACAGCUUCAUUAUGCCUGUCAUGUUCCAUCUUCGAUUUCAUCGUAAUGCGUGAGAUGUAUUAUACGGUACCCGAUACGCAUGGAGGAUUGCUCUGUGCAUCGAGUAUUCUUUGCGCUUUCUGUACAUACUUGGCGAUGCAAAUGGCGGCAAGCGUCGGCAAGUACGCCUUCCAUGCUCACCCGAAACAGUUCCAAGACGCAUCUCAUUGGUACUACACUCGACUUCGAGCUUCUGCGGUUCUAUUCACGAUUGAAUGCUUGCUGCAGCUGCUUCAGCUGUGCGUCCUUUAUUUGGGUAUUCAAUGCCGAUAUCGGACAUUCAAACAACUCCCUCAGAAGCCCGAUAUUGUGUUGCGGGCAGGAACAAUGUUUGCCUGA